This is a messenger RNA of Pichia kudriavzevii, 1764 nucleotides long. RefSeq lists its product as uncharacterized. Gene Ontology annotation, biological process: regulation of transcription by RNA polymerase II. Gene Ontology annotation, cellular component: PcG protein complex; transcription regulator complex. Gene Ontology annotation, molecular function: DNA-binding transcription factor activity, RNA polymerase II-specific; RNA polymerase II cis-regulatory region sequence-specific DNA binding. The record is from RefSeq and is a predicted model, not a curated record. NCBI's taxonomy places the organism in Eukaryota, Fungi, Ascomycota, Pichiomycetes, Pichiales, Pichiaceae. The transcript has a single exon. The coding region runs from base 1 to 1764 and encodes 587 amino acids.
AUGGACAGUACGCACAGUGUAUCAUUAGCAGUGGCCGCAAAGCUCAUGACUUGCUGUUAUAUACUAAUAACUCCGUUGACCUACAUUGUGUCGACCCUCUUUCAAUCGUCUGUUUUACUCUUUGGCGGGUUCAAGAGAAGCGGUGGCGCCGUCAAGUUGCACGCCGAUGAGGAUACGCUGUUCCCCUACCCAGGGAAAAUAACUCCUCAUGAGAAGUCAAGGAACCAGAAUGCCACACCGUGUGGUACCAGUGUCUCCUCGGCGUAUAUUCCACGGAAGAAUGAACAAGGAGAACUCGAGUUCAAGCUGGCCAAUAAGGACAACGGUAACUCCAGUGAAGAUGACACUUAUCCAACCUCAACGCCCGAGACCAAAUACGAUUAUAAAGUUGGGAAGGAGGAUCCAGAUGUUAGCAACCCUAAAAAUGGGUUUAUUUCGCUAUCGCCAGUAUCUUCUAUAAGGUCGGAAGGCUCUGGAAUUGUUAGUGAUCAGCAUUCCAAUGAAGUCACGGACUCUCAAGACGAUAAUAAUCUACAGGAUCCAGAAGAUAUUGAAGGCACUGAAAAUGGUGCAGAUUCAGAGAGGGUCCACCAAUGUCCAGAAUGCGACUCCAAGUUUAGAAUCAGGGGUUACUUGACUCGUCAUAUGAAGAAACAUUCUAAAUCAAAGGCAUAUCGUUGCCCAUUUCAUGGGUUAUAUGGUGAAUCAAAAUGUCACCAAACUGGUGAGUUUUCUAGACGUGAUACUUUUAAAACGCAUUUAAAGGCUAGGCAUUUUAAAUAUCCACCGGGUAUUAAAUGCAAGAAAAGAACGGGAAUGAUGGGCUGGUGUGGAAUCUGCGGUGAGAAAUUCUUGAAUAAUGAAAUAUGGGUGGAGCGACAUAUAGAAACAGGCCUCUGUCCUGGUUUACCGGAAGAUUAUAUCAAAACUUUAAAACCAGGUAAAAAGAAAACGGGUAAACAUUCCAAGUUUUUGGAUGUUGAUUACCUGAGCGAAAACACCCCUCUGGCAACCUCUCAAUCUCCCUCUUUUAUUCCUAUGGUGACUGAGUUCUCAAGCUUCCCUCAUUAUGAAAACCUUAGCCAACUGAAUAAUCUGAAUAAUCUUGGCAACAUACCAUUUCAAACUAGGUAUCUACAAAGCCCUUCAAGUGUUGAUUCUUCACCGCCGUCCUUGAAUAACUCCAAGCCUAACAUAGCAAACCAGCGUUGUUUGACCAUCCCGACACCGUGUGACUCAACCCAACCAACAAGGUCGUUAUCUCCCGAUACUCCUGUAAAUGUGACUCCUUCCAAUGUCGAUCUGGAAACUUUGACGUUGCUACAGAAGCAACAAGAAUUGAUCCAAAUAAUUAAUUCCUUAAAGCAGAAACAGUUGGAAAGCGAAAUGAUGCGCCAGCAGCAACAUCAGCAACAGCAGCAACAGCAGCAACAGCAGACAGGAUUACAAGAAACAAUUGUACAACAAAACUCUACUAAUUUUCCUCUAAAGGGAGAUUUCUCUGGACUCAACGAAUUUUUAAAGAGCUUUUCGGCUGAAAAUGUACACAAGCAGAAAAGGCAGGAUAUGAAACAGUUUGUCUUCCAACAUAUGCAAUACAAGAAAGGCAAUGAAGCAACACCAGGGGGAGCGACCGUGUCGAACCAGAGCGCUUACACGAAUAUAGCAAAGCCGAUGGUGACGCCCUUCCAUAAAGUUCCUGAAAGGGACCAUUACCAAGAGCUGAUGGACAACGAUUUUCCUUCGCUUGACGAAGGCUUCUAA